CAAUAAUGAGUCUAAUAGUCAGAUAAAGAGUUGGUAUGCAUGAUGAGUCCACUACACAUUCUAUCUUAUCAAAGGAUAUUAAAAAAAAAAGUAAGUCUCAUUUUAAAAUUAGAAAACUAAAGUAGAAAGCGUCAACCAAUUAAAUAACUUGUGUGCUUAGUUUCAAUACCUAAACCAUUUAAAGAACAUGUUUAUAUUAAAUCAAACGUUGAGCUUAAAUUAGCCCUCUCUUACAUACCUGACCACUGUUUAGGAGGUUUAAAAGAAACCCCUUGCACCUACAAUUACAGAGUCUCACGUACCGAUUAAUUAGACGACGUCUACUUUUAUACUCUAGAAUUACUAGACUAAGCCAAUCAUUCAAUUGAUUAGAUAACCAAUAUGCUUUUUAAUUAAUCAGACCCACAUGCCUAAUUAGCUGCUAAACUUGUAUAAGAACGCCAUUAAAUCUUGAAUGAUUACACUGAACAGCCUUACAUUUCUAAUGAAGAUCUACUUAAUGUUGAAAAAAUUGCUUAAAAUUAUCCAUAUCAAUGUACUAUACAAAAAGUGAGCAAAGAUUCUAGUUCAUUAUCUUAAAGAAUAGUCAAUGAAUAAUUUUACACUUUAAUGGGAGUAAGUCGAGACAUGAUGCUAAAUCAUUUACAUGAAACUAAAACUCUUCCAUCUAUUUUCGAUCUUGGACCUUCUCUUUAAAUGUGGUGUGAUUUGUCAGCUAAUUCAAUUCAAUCUUCACGUACUUUUGAAACCUCCAUUAAUACAUAUGAAGGAGCUCAAUACAAAUGUAUUGUUGAAUAGAGACAAAUGUUUAAAAGAACAUAAGUUAACCCAAAUUAAAUUGUCUUCAUUGAAUUUUGGCUUUUUAAAGUAGAAGAACCUUUAAAAUCAUAUCUCAUGAAUCCAUAGCGGAUAUACUAGAAUCAAAUUGAUUAUUUCAAUAAGAAAAAUACUCAAUAAGAAUAUGAAGCAUUCCUUUAAUUAAUGAAAUAGAAAACAACUCCUUAGUAUAAAAAUAAAAAUCCUUGUGGCUACAAAGAAUUAGCAUGGAUUUGA
Molecule: messenger RNA, 1053 nt
Organism: Paramecium sonneborni
Lineage: Eukaryota; Ciliophora; Oligohymenophorea; Peniculida; Parameciidae
Source: the annotation of a GenBank genome assembly